AUGGGAAUGUGUUUGCAAGAAGUCCACGGUACGGUUUCAAUCCCUAGAGACGAGAACAUGAACCUGUUGACAGAGUUGAAACCACCAAAGAGAGUGCUUCCUGCGAAGGAGAACUACAAACCCUCGGAGGGACAUCAUUCCUGUAGGGUAACCCUGGCAGAAGUUGAUCAGAAUUCAAUGGUACCGGUCAUCGUAACUUCCAGUGCCGAUAGCUCCCAGGGAUAUUUCAGCCCCCAGCGACUUCGGAAUCCUGCAGAGAAAUCAUUACCAUUACCGGCCGUGGAAACUGGACCCAAUGAAGAUGUUUCUAAGGAAAUGCUCUACGAAAGCAAUUUUGCAUAUGAUUUCACGAUCGAUGAGAUGUACGGCCCACCUUAUGUUCCCCAAAGUGAUGCAGUCGGAAGGGAUGCCAUUAAGGCAAGUGAUGUAACUGAAAAGGAUUCCCCCAAGACUAGGGUCGAGACAGCUGAAAAAGAUUCCCCUAAGACAGGGAUCGAGACAACUGGCAAGGAUUUCCCCAAGACAGGAGUCGAGACAACUGAAAAGGACUCUUCCAAGACAGGGGUCGAGACAACUGGAAGGGAUUUCCCCAAGACAGGAGUCGAGACAACUGAAAAGGACUCUUCCAAGACAGGGGUCGAGACAACUGGAAGGGAUUUCCCCAAGACAGGAGUCGAGGAUCGUCCCCGCACGCCUCAGGAUUGCAAACUUUUCAGAGUGCCCAAUCCCCCGCUUCCUGUCAUAAACAAGCUGAUCAAGAGUGAAAAGAAACCAGAGGAGCGAAAAACCUUAGCCAAUGACGUGCCUUUCAUCAGCAGUGAUCAGGCUGAGAAUGCUGACAACGAAGACCCAGAAUGGACCUUUAUGCGGAAGCUGGAGACGGAUGACCAGAGAUACCGGGUCGUCCGGGAGCUGUGGAAGAAUACAGAGAUCCCCAAUCCGAACGUGAAUCUCACCGUCCACAAUUAUCGCAAGAGACUGCUGCUGAGUAAGAGGGAACGUGGGAUCGAACCGGUGAUCCGGGAUAUCCCUGCCUCUCAUGCUCGCGGAAAAACGCACGCCACGAAGAGGAAAGCCAUAGAUUGGAGCAAAGACCCCGAUUGGAGUAGAGACCCCGAUUGGAUCUCCUCCUGUCCACCGAACAAGAGGCGGAAAACUUCCUACCAUGGCUUCUAUGAAGAACUGAUUGAGAAACUGAGGCACGAAUACGGCCAGGCUUACAACUUACAACAGGCGAUGAACAUGCAUAACUCUUGGGGCGCUGUUUUUCCGCAGGAUCGAGGAAACCAGUACAACUACAACUACUCCUGCUCGUAUAACUACAAUUACAACAGCAGGCAUGGUUGGAAUCAUGUACGACAUAACUCCCAGCCAGACUUGCUUCGCCGGCAGGAGAGACAUAUCGCUCAUCUUCGCAAGUCGCAGGAAGAAGCUAACAACAUAUACUAUUUCUAUUCUGGUCUCAAGAAUGCAACCACAGAAGACUUGUCUCUCGACGAGGAACAGCUCCAGCAGCUUCUCGCCAUUGAGGACAUGCAUGACCAGUUUCGCAAGUUCUACGGUGGCCGCCAUUGA
Darwinula stevensoni is the source of this 1575-nucleotide messenger RNA. The record is from the annotation of a GenBank genome assembly. NCBI's taxonomy places the organism in Eukaryota, Metazoa, Arthropoda, Ostracoda, Podocopida, Darwinulidae.